Molecule: messenger RNA, 267 nt
Organism: Talaromyces rugulosus
Lineage: Eukaryota; Fungi; Ascomycota; Eurotiomycetes; Eurotiales; Trichocomaceae
Exons: 2
Coding region: 1-267 (88 amino acids)
Source: RefSeq, a predicted model, not a curated record
AUGCGAGGUGUUUCUCGAGUCAAGACCAUCAAUUUCCUGAAGGCAGAACAGGGCAUCGUAUCAGGAGCACGCCUGGCGGUACUCAAGGGACAGCUCACUGCAAAAUUCAUCCCCAAGGAAAAGAAGCAUGGAAACGCCCAAAGAAGGAUGUUCGCAUCCUUCACGGCAAUCACCGAUGGACAGCUGCAGGACGUGGCGCUUUUGGGAACUAAAGCAGUGGGGGAUGAUGAAGAUGGAUAUUGUUGGGACUUCAAUUCUUCACGCUAA